CUCCCAAAUCCUCUUCUCCUCCCCUUCGCACAAGAGCAACCAAACCUUGAAGCCCGAUCAUAGCCAUCACCGCCGCUAUGGUGAAGACCGCCGCCACGGUCAUGAAGCCUACCACCGUCGCCGUCAGAGAUCGUAUUCUUUUCUCCGAAGGUCAUCUUCUCUUCUCCAAAGAUCUGCAAAGGUAAAAGGCAGAUUUGCAGAGGCCGAUGUCGGAUUAGUUGUGAUGGUGGCCAGAUCUACAACUGCAGUGGCCGACGACCGGUGGAGGCUAGAUCUAGCCAGAUGUCCGGUGGUGCCUGCCAGAUUUGCAGCGGCGACAACCAUAUCUGCAGCGGUGGCGUCCAGAUCUGCAGCGGUGGUCCGGCGUUCUGGAAGGCGGCAGCAUGAUUUCCCAGCUUCAUGAGUGUUUUUGUCCAAUUACAAAUAAU
Molecule: messenger RNA, 428 nt
Organism: Cuscuta epithymum
Lineage: Eukaryota; Viridiplantae; Streptophyta; Magnoliopsida; Solanales; Convolvulaceae
Source: the annotation of a GenBank genome assembly